This is a messenger RNA of Myripristis murdjan (pinecone soldierfish), 6945 nucleotides long. RefSeq names its product NEDD4 binding protein 2 (gene n4bp2). The transcript is spliced from 16 exons. Gene Ontology annotation, molecular function: endonuclease activity; ubiquitin binding. The record is from RefSeq and is a predicted model, not a curated record. Gene Ontology annotation, cellular component: nucleus. Lineage: Eukaryota; Metazoa; Chordata; Actinopteri; Holocentriformes; Holocentridae. Bases 169 to 5739 code for a protein of 1856 amino acids.
UUGACGCAGUUGUUCGUUUUGCUAUGUGUUUCACGGCUGGGAGAGCUUCAUGUCACCUUGAGUGGUUUUGCUGUAAAUGAGAGCAGCAUGGAGUAGGACUCUUCCCCGGCUCUUCAGCUCGGUGUAGCCGCCGAUGAGCGCCAGCAGCGGCUCCUGCUCGGUCCCGGUAUGCCUCGCAGGAAGAAAAACGGGCUGAGCCCCGCGAGAGUCCCCGGGCUGUCAGACGAGAGCAGCCUCGGCUACGGCGGCGCAGGUUACCGACAGCCACGGGGACACGACGGUGCCAUGGCGACUAACUUUUCCUCCAGUACUUCUUCGCUGCCCAGUUCCGAGAAGGAGAAGAUCGUCAAAAACAUGCAGGAGAUGUUCUCCCAUUUGGACCCCGAAGUGAUUUACAUCGUGCUGUCCGAAUGUGAUUUUAAAGUUGAGAAUGCAAUGGAUUCUCUCUUGGAGCUCUCUGUGGCUGCUGAAGAUGCAGGCCCUCAGUCUUCUUACGUCUCUGGCUUUGAACUCACUGCUGCAGCCCUCCUCAAUCCCCAUGUUUCUGGACCUUGCCAAGACAAAGACCCCUCCAAACCUGAACAACUGAGCUCCUCCCCUCUCACCACACCCCCCCUGACAGAGGAGAUUGAUCUGGAGCUAGAGACAUUGACCAAACAAUCAGCGCUUAUGGACGAGAUUCCUAGUGAUCAGUAUUUGACAGCUGCUGCCCCCCUCUCCUCUUUCCCCCCACCUCCUGUCCCACAGCAGGUCCUUCCUGAGCUGCUUCAGUCCAGCCAGGAGCCUGGAGCUCACAGGCCCUCUGUUGAGCAGCCAUGCCCACUGGUGGAGCAAGCCUCCUCUCCUCUCAACCAGCUCAGCUAUUGGGAAGAAGAGGACAAUAAGCAGCAGUCAGUGCUGGACUUCACCCAUUUGACAGCAGAAACACCUGCAGACAAGCCCAAACUUUCUUUGGACCUGGGAGCCUGUGGACGUCCCUCAGCGUUCCAGGUUUAUAAAAAACAAGAGCAGCCACACACACUUUCAGAGAGGACUGGAGGCAUUCCCCCAGGAGGGAUAGGUGGGGGGGCGAGAUCUAAGGUGAGUACUGAGAGUCAGGAAACAUUUGGCAACAUGACAUCGUCCUGGAACCCUGAGGCUCCGGCAUUCUGUCCCCGUUUCCAAGGAAACCAGGGGCUGGCCUUCAUCACCCCUGUGGCUCAAACACCUUCCCCUUGGCAUACUCAAGCCAGACAGGCCUCUCACUGGUUGACUCAGGGGCCUGUUAGACAGGCACCUCUUAAACCAUCUGCUACUGUCCCAAAGUCGUGGGCCAUGCCUGCUGCUCCACAGGGUCCCACCUCACAUAGCAGGCUUCGUUUAGAAGGGAGGGUCCUAGUGCUACUGCGUGGUGCUCCGGGAUCUGGCAAGUCAACCAUGGCCAGAGCCAUACUGGAGCAUAACCCAGGUGCAGUUGUAUUGAGCACUGAUGACUAUUUCACACGCAAUGGAGAAUAUCAGUUUGACCUCUCUGCCCUUGGGGAGGCUCAUGAGUGGAACCAGAAGCGAGCCAAGGAGGCUUUUGAGAGUGGCGCUAAUCCCAUCAUCAUUGACAAUACCAACAUGCAGGGCUGGGAGAUGAGACCCUAUGUAAACCAGGCACUGAAACAUAAAUAUAAGGUCCUGUUCCGUGAGCCUGACACUUGGUGGAAGAACAAGCCCAGAGAACUGGGGAGGCGCAGCAAGCACAAUGUGCCAGUGGAAAAGAUCCGGCGUAUGCUUGAUGGCUAUGAGCGUUUUGUCUCCAUCCAGUCUAUUAUGGGUUCACAGCCGCCUGAGCGGAAACAGCUUGUCUGCCAGGAGAACACAUGCUCACAACCUAGACCCAUGUCAUCUGAAACACCUCGCCCUGAUCUCGUAGGAGAGCCUGGGCGGACUGAGAAGUGUGAGAAAUCCCACUCGCAGCUAUCUUCCUCCCUUCCUGAUGUGUCAUCUAUUGGUCAUUCUGGGGAGAUGGGAAUACUGGAAGACAGCAGCCAUAACUCCGCUGAAUCGCUCAAUCUCCCUAGUGAAAGGUUGUUGGAAAACCCUGACACUCAUAAUGAGAACAGUGAGAUGGACGUAGCGGCACUGGACUCUGAAUUGGAUAUCCAGUUAAAUGCCUGUCAUCUAAGUGGAGCUCAGGGAAUUCCUGAUUGUAUAGUGGAAUCAGUGUUGAAUGAAGAUCAUCAUGGAGAUGAGACACCCAUGGCUUUCUCAGAGUCCAUCGGCCAAAGGGUAAGGAGAGAGAGGCAAAGCAGGUAUGGCUCUCAUAGGCUGGAGCCUGCUGAUCUGGUUAAGGAUACUAACCAAUCAAGGAGAGAGGGAGAGGAGGAAGAAGGGAUUCAGGAUGAAGGGAUGGUAGCAAAUGACUUAGUGAGUAACUGUACAGAGAAAGGUAGGCCUGAACUGUUGGAUUUUAUUGGGGAUUGGCCUGCUGAAAGAGGGAUGGAACAGCGACAGCUGAGGAGAAGGGAAAGGGAUAGAGAGCAAAAUAGGGAGAAAGAGGAAGGGAUGACUAAAGGAGUCGCUCAUCACAAUAACGCAAAGAGAAUUCAGCCAGCACCUGAUGUAACAGAAUUCCAGAAGCUUCUUGAUCUCAUUCAGACAGGCUUAAACACCACUGAUACUGCCUCUUCCCCUGACUUCGCCCAUUAUCUUAGCUCUGAGGAGGAAUCAGAGAGGGAGGAGGACACAGGCAGCAGGUGUCAGGGGUCCCAGGGCGAUAGGUCCAGCAGUGAAGAGAGAGAGCAAGACAUGAACAAGAAUGACGUUGUUAGAGCGGAAUUGCCUGACUGUGUGUUAGACUGGAAGGCAACCAACUCUCCUGCAGUCAGGCAACCACCAAAAUCUACAGUAUCUGAAUCAGCAUUAGGUGAAAUGUUUGAAAAUACAAAUAACAGUACCACCGAAGGGAAUGACCAUAUGGUAGAGAUUUGUAGAGAGUCUGUGGAUUUGGAGUCUAAGAAUGUCAGCGGUUCUGGUAGUGCUGAUUUAAUAGUUACCUCAGAAGUUGUGGAGGCAAAGGUAUGCCAUGAUGGGGCAGGAAGCCACAGUGUUGAAGGUGUUGUUGGUGCAGAGGGUGAUGCUGACAAGGACAUGCGUAAUUACACAGAUAGUGGCUCUCUUAAGGGGUUCAGUGCUAAAGCUGAUGAAAGCCAUAUAGGUGAGGGCAGUCAGAGUCCUGUAUGUGAGGGCACAGUUGAAGCAGAAAGCAGCCCUUUUAGUGGAGGCACUCAGGAGCGAAAACAGCAACAGGGUCGCAGGUCAGGGAAACAGUGCAGGUUAGCCCUCACCUUUACUCAAAACUGCCCCUCUUCCUCAUCUAAAACCCUUGAAGAUAGUACCAGUAUCACCAUCCAGAACCUUAACAGUAGUCAGAGCAGCAUUCAGCCAGAUGCUGGACUUAACUCCAACCCUGAGUGUCACCUAAAUCACGACCCCAAAUCAAAACACGGUCUGUAUCCUGAACCCAGUCCCAAACUCGAGGUGCAGCCACACAUCCCCGUGGUAGACUCAGGCUGCCCCACCCAGACAGACCCCCAAGACUUUGCCCUCCUUUGGCGCCUUAGUCGUCAUGACAGUCCUGACAACACAGCUGUCAUCACAGGCAGCCACCCCGGUUACAUCAGGAUCCUGACUGGCGACCCUUCCCGCUUUGUGCCCGAGGUGUCCUGUGCCACCUCUGCAGCAGUUGCAGUUCACCCGUCCGGCCACAGUGAGGUGCCCUACCGUGUGGUGCAUGAAAAAGGAACACAGGUGGAGGAGAAAGAUCUUGGGUGUACUGGCAGCCGACUGGAGAGCUUACGCAUCCUCAGCCGUCAUUUUAAACUGGUUAGUUUCGAUACAUUGGAAGACCUGUAUGACAAAUGCCAUCAGGAUCUGGAAUGGACAACCAACCUGCUGCUGGACUCUGGUGAGAGGUUCUUCAGGGAUGAGGAUGGUGAGGUGGAGGAGGAAGAGGAGGAACAGGAGGGUUCUGGGGUUGAAGAUGAUCAGAAUACAUCUUGUUCUAGUGCCUUAGAUGAGCUUGAUGAAAACUGGCAAGAGGCAGGGCCAGCUAGUGGUGUGGAGGUGACUCUGGAGUUAGCCAGUGGAGCAGUUAUUGAGUCAGCUGAGAGCGACAAAAACACUGCCUUAGUGAGUUUUGGAGGUGUACUUUCUCAAGUUUCAUCUACAAAUAAGGAUCAUCCUGAUGAAACAUUGCACCGUGUAAAAUCACCUCCAACUUUACAUAGUCUGGUGAGGGCAGUAAAAGAAGCAGAGGGCACAGAACAGGACGUGACAGCAGCAACUGUACACAGACCAUUUGAGUAUGGGAAUGGAGCUUAUGGUGGGAGCCUUGAUGAUGCAGUGAUAAUUGAGGACUCAAGGGAUGAGAAUGGUGAUGGUGAGAUGUCUAGUAUGGAGGAGAUCACUCAACUGAUGCACGAGAUCGAGAGGACAGAGAAGAAGAAGAGGGAGGAGCAGAGAGAAAGGAGGGACUGGGAGGGUAGAAGAGACCGACACUUGGACAUUCAGAGUGUGGAGCUGAAACUGCCCACUGAGCUGGCAUUACAGCUGACUGAACUGUUUGGUCCUGUGGGAAUAGAUCCAGCUGCUUGCUCCACUGAUGACUAUGCAGUGCGGAUGGACCUGAACCUGGCUAAGAUGCUCCACCAGAAGUGGAAAGACACAAUCCAGGAAAAACAAAGACAAGAAGUACUCUCCUACCACUUGCUUCAGGAAAGUUCAGUUCAUUGGGGUGAAUCACAGGCGACGAAAAGUGAGCCAAGCGAAUGGACCCUGCCUGCCCACUUUCUGAUUGGUACGGAUGCUUAUAGCUCACUGAGCAGCCAACCAAAGGCCCAGGAUGAGAUGCCAUUCAUGGACCACUGGAGUGUGUCCCGCCCUCAUGUCUCUCUGCGGGACAUAAUGACAGAGGAACAGGCUCGACAGGACAGCAUGGAGAAGACCAGAAAGAGCCGUGCAGACCUGGACAGACGGGAUGGGGCAACUCUGUUGAAAGAGAACCAGCUGUACGCCCUAUUUCCCACAAUCGACCGGCACUUCCUGCAGGACAUCUUCAGAGACCACAAUUACUGCCUGGUGCAGACAGAGCAGUUCCUUAACUCCUUACUGGAUGAAGGGCCUGUCAAGACAGUCAUAGCCCCAGGAGCACCCCGGUCUGACCACCACAGAGCAGCCAGCAACGAGAGGGACAAGAAGCAGAAGCCCCUUGAGUUAGCUCUGUCCCACUACCAGGAUAUUGAGGAUCCAGAGUACGAGGACUUCAGGGCCGAAGCCAGCCUGCAGAGGCGCCGGCAGAUUGAGAGUUUCAGCAAGGCUGCAGAGGCUUUCAAGCAAGGGCGCAAAGAUGUGGCAUCUUACUAUGCACAGCAGGGACACCUACAUGGCCAGCGGAUGCGUGAGGCCAAUCACCGUGCAGCGGCUCAAAUAUUUGAGAGGGUCAACUCGUCCCUGCUGCCUAAGAACAUCCUGGACCUUCAUGGGCUGCAUGUAGACGAGGCCCUAGAGCAUCUGGACCAGGUCCUAGAGGACAAAACCGCAGAAUAUGAGCAGGGUCUGUGUCGACCUCAGCUCUCUGUCAUCACAGGAAGAGGGAACCACAGCCAGGGGGGCGUGGCCCGCAUCCGCCCCGCCGUUAUAGACUACCUCACCAACAAGCACUACAGGUUUACUGAGCCAAAGCCAGGUCUUGUAUUGGUUUCUUUGAACUGAGCCGACCCGAGCGCAGCCUCAUUUAAUGGACCCCGUCUAAAGCUGCUAGGGAGGACAGCGGUACCGCCCCCUCGUGCUUCCUCUAAACACUGUCCUUUUGUCCAACCGCUCACGUCAUCUCUUUCGCCCUCCCUCUCCUUUUCACAACUCUCUCUGCCUUUUUGUUUCACAUACUCAACACAGAUUAAUGUCCUCCUUUCCCACUCGUGCCUCACUUUCGCACUGUUUUUUCUUCUCUCCGUCAGUCUCAUAACUGCCAGAUAUCUUAAGCUGAACUGACCUUUAAUCUUGUGUUUUGUACGUGUAAUAGAGAACUGCAUUUGUGUGAUACUCUUAAAUCAGGAUCAGUAUAAAUACAUAUAUAUAUUUGUAAAACUGUGCACAUUUUAUAUUUAAGAAACUUUUUAUAACUUGGUAUAUUUGCUUUACAUUUGCAUUUAUGCAUUUUUAAAGAGAAUGAAUGGAAAACCCAUACUUUGAAGGGUCCAUAUACAAUAUGGUUAUAUUUAAUCUCAUUGGAGUCUUAUCUAGGGUUUUUAGUAAUGUGGAGACAUAUUUUGAGACAAUAUGUAAGCAAUUUGUGUAACCCUAAUUUUGCAGUGAUCACGUGCUCUAAUUGGAGUUGGCUCUCUGAGAAAUUACCACCAAGCCGAAGAAAACAUUUUUUUCAGUUAUUUUAGUCCACAGCAGGAGGUAAAAAUGAGACUUGAACAAGGUGAUCUUCCCUGGUCUUAGCAGUCGCUGCUUUCUUUGCGUCCUCGUAGAAACAAACUGAAACCACUCAUUUACGUGUGCUUAAGACAAAGACUUAGCUGCUGAAGUGUUCUGACUCAGGUAAUAAUGCACCAGUGUUAAAUGUUAUUCUCUUCUAAGGCCAGUCACUUGUUCCCAAACUGUUCCUUGUGAUUUUCUCUACAUAACUUUUUAAAAAACCCACUGUGCCAUUGCCAUAUUAGUAGCAAUAGGUAUUCCUCAGGGUGCAACACUAAAUUUUACAGUUUCAAAAUAGUUUUUCAUUUUCCUACCUGUGUGGUUUUGUUUCUCCCAGAGGUACAAGAAUUAUGUUGUCAAAUUUUAGUGCUUGUACAUAAUUUUGCAAGGACAUAAAAUAUAAAGAAAACUUUGUAUUUUUUUUACUGUUAUUUUUCCCUUGUGGUUUUACAGAUGAUGUACCAUUGAAUAAAGACUUGUUGGUUUCCUGUUGGA